Cinara cedri is the source of this 2451-nucleotide messenger RNA. Lineage: Eukaryota; Metazoa; Arthropoda; Insecta; Hemiptera; Aphididae. The record is from the annotation of a GenBank genome assembly.
AUGUCACUCUUUGCAAAAAAAUGUAAAAGUCUUUUUGACAGGUAAUCUAUUUAUUUAUAUUAUUUUCAUGUAUACCUAUAUUUGUUUAAACAUUCUAUUGUUGUAUUUUGUAAGAAUUAAAAAAUUAAAAACCUUGUCAUUAUAAUAAUAAAAUAUUACUACUUUCUUGUUAGAUUUAUUUAUAUUUAGUUUAUUAAUUUCAUUACAUGCACUUAGUGAUUUAAAUUACCUAUUUACUAAUAUAUGGUAAUAUACUGUGUCAUAUUAUUUAUAAAAUUAAUUACAGAACAAAUUUUACUUUUUCAAUCUAGGUACCACCUAUUAAUUUAAAAAAGUUAUUUUCAUGUAUAUUAUCAAGGUAACUAUUUUAAUUAGUUUAAAAUUUAAUAUUUAUGUAUUAUUUAAUUAUUUAUAGGACUAGAAUACUGUGUAUCGAUAUCAAAAAACAAAAAUCAUAUAAGCCAAUGGCAAAGAGUAAAUAUGAAUAUGUACGAACAUUUGAAUUUGAAGACAAAUGUUUACAGAAUUGUUGGAUAGUUGUGCGGUUGGAUGGUCGUUCAUUCCAUAGGUCUGUUUAUAUUAUUUGUUGUUGUAUAUUAAUCAUAAUAUUGUUUUUAUUGUUUAUCGUUCUCAGUGGUAAACUGGUGUUUUCCUGAUAGUACUUAAUGUGAUUUUAUGUGAUUUAAUGUUUAUUGGUUUUAUUCAUAAUUGCUUCAGGGUCUGAGAUUUUGUCACCAUACCACUGUUUAUCCUUACAAAAAAUACCCAGUAUAGUAUUUGAGGAUAUUCUUUUUAAUUGUUAAAACAUGAUCAUUCUUUUAUUUUUAUUUACUUAUAUAUAAGCUAAUAGCUUUUAAUCUUGCUUUAAAAAACUUUAAUAGCUUGUCUAUUAGAUUAUCAUAAGUAUAAAUUUAAACUUAUCUAACCUUAAACUGUAUAGAAAAUAAUUACUUCUAAUUUAUAUGUAGAAAUCAACUAUUUGCAAUGUUAAGUUAAUAUGUUAUCUAUUAAAAUUUCCAAUUUCAUGUUAUCCCAACAUACUGUUUAUCUCUAAACUUUCCAAUUUGUACUAUCUAUCAUGCUUUUAUGUAACAACCUAAAUCUUAUAUCUUAUUGACAAUUACCUAAUCAUUAAUGAUGGUUUUUGAUAAUAGUAAUGUAAUUUAUUUGUUUUCACUGUUAUGUAAAGAAGAUCUUUAAAAUGGGGUUUGGUGUGAACUGAAAAUUCAGUUUGAAUACACCUUUACAUUAGCAGUUAUCUGCUAAACUAAACUUUAUAUUUGUCUAUAUCUUCUUUAACAAUGUUAAAAUAUGAAUUGCAUUGUUAAACCUAAUCAUAUUAUACUAUGAAUUAUUAUUAAGCUAUGUAAGAUUGAAAUCUUUGCUGUUAUAAAAUACCACUAAAAGCCAGAUUACAUAUUACCAUUGUAUAUGCAAACAUAAUUGGUAGUUCUCCAAUCGAUAAUGAAAAUUAAAUUUCACACUAUAGAGAUAAAAAAUAAAUAAUAAUGUAAAGAAAUGUUUACAUAUAGUGUAUUUGGCUUAUGAUAACACGGCAAAGAUAAAAUAUGCUUCUGUAUGAUCUAAGUGUUCAACAUUAUAAUUUAUUUUGGAUAUUAAUUGUAUAAAAAAUAAUUUUAUGAACAUAUUAUCAUUGUAAAUAGGUUUACAGAUUCACACAAAUUUGAAAAACCAAAUGAUAAAAGAGCUUUAGAAUUAAUGAAUAGAUCUGCUGCAACUGUGAUGGAAGAAUUGCAGGAUGUAUCAUUAGCUUAUGGGCAGAGUGAUGAAUAUAGUUUUAUAUUACGAAAGGAUACAGACGUGUAUAAUCGACGGCAGUCAAAAAUCAUGUCUGCAAUUAACAGCAUAUUUUCUGCUUCUUAUGUAUAUUAUUGGAGUACAUAUUUUGAAGAUAAAAAACUUUUAUAUCCACCGUCAUUUGAUGCUCGAAUUGUUCUUUAUCCGACAGAUCAAAAUUUGAGAGAUUACUUAUGUUGGCGUCAAGCUGACACACAUAUCAACAAUUUGUACAACACUGCCUUUUGGGGACUUAUUUUAAAGAAAGGAUUAUCAAAUAAUGAGGUACUCAUUUUAAAAACACAUGAUUUAUGUAUAAUGUUGAAUGAAAUAUUGAUUUUGGAUUAUAUGUUGUAGGCUGAAAAAAUUUUAAGUGGGACAAUAUCAUCAGAAAAAAAUGAAAUACUAUUUAAAGAGUGUGGAACUAAUUAUAAUAAUGAGUUACCAAUAUAUAGAAAAGGUACAGUGCUUGUAAGAAAAACUGUUUAUAUACCUCCAUCAAAGUCAAAAAAAAAUAUCAUAUGUCCCUUACAUGUGGAUAUUAUUGGUGAUAGUUUUUGGUUAGAACAUGAUGAAAUAUUAAGUUUAAAAAAUCCGAAAGUAAACAAGGACUUUAACCUAGAUAGUAUUUUUUAUUCAGUAAAACGUUCUUAA